Messenger RNA from Aphidius gifuensis, 3474 nucleotides. RefSeq lists its product as uncharacterized. Gene Ontology annotation, molecular function: protein binding. NCBI's taxonomy places the organism in Eukaryota, Metazoa, Arthropoda, Insecta, Hymenoptera, Braconidae. The transcript has 6 exons. The coding region runs from base 363 to 3125 and encodes 920 amino acids. The record is from RefSeq and is a predicted model, not a curated record.
UGAUGGUGCUGACGGGUCAGUCUGCGCAAAGACAUCGAUCGAAACUCACCUCACGCUCGUAUUUACAAAAAUAAAAAAUAAUUAUUUUCAUUUAAAAUAACAAUUAUAAUAGUGUGUGAUUUUUAUUAUUUAAUUUUACACCCAAAUUAACAGUGUAAAUAAGUGAAUUUCAUCAAAAUUAAUUGUGAAUUUUUUCAAAAAUCUUUCAUUGAUAAGUGCCUAAUAAAUAUACAAUUUAUUUAUUAAUUAAAAUUAACUUGAAAAUUAAAAAAGUAUAAAAAUAAACUAAAUAAAUGUUAAAAAUAAAAAUGUUUAUUAGUGGUUUAUUUUAAUUUUAUUUUUGUCCAAUUGAUACUCGGAUCAUGUUUAAACGACUGGGAAAAUCGAGAAGACACAGUAAUGAUGAAGCUGGUCCAUCAUUAUCACAAAUACCAUUGGAUAUUAAACCAUUUAAAAAUAAAUCCCUCUCGGAACAUGAAUUUAAUCAGUCACUAAAUCCAUCAAUAUUACAUAGUUCAAAAUUUAAAUAUGCUAGACAUAGUUUUGGUGAUGCAUCAUCAAUAAAUAUCAUGAAGCCUGAUGAAAAUGGAUUAAAUAAAAAUAUUAAAGUUGAUACUGAUUAUCAAACUGUCAUGGCUGUACCAGCUUUUAUAGUUGAACAUGAGCCUGAAAAACAUCGAGGUCAUUUAAGUGUUUGGGGCAGAAAAAUGAGUAAAAAAAUUGAAUCAUUUCGUAAAUGUGGCUCAAGAGAAUGUAUAUCUACACUAAAUGAAGAUGAUGUUAUAAAUAAUAAUAACAAUAAUAAAAACAAUAAUAAUAAUAUAAAUCAUUUUGGAAAAAAUGAACAAAAAAUAACACCAAAACGUUCAGCAUCACCAUUUAAAUCAUUUUUCAUUCGCAUGGGUUCAACUGGUAUGUUGAAUUCAACGAGAAAUAGAUGUUCAUCAAUAAUAGAUGAUAGAAUAAAUAUAUCAGAAAAAGAUAAUUUAUUUAGAAGUUGUAGUACAUCACAAUUAAAUACAAGUCCAACAUAUGUUAAAGGUGAUGAUCCAUCAGAUGGUAUUGAUUUACAAAUAUCAAAUCGUAAUAUUAAAACAGUAUCAUGUGAUAAUCUUGCAAAUAAAGAAUGUCAUGAUGCUUUUGAUGAAACAUCAUUGGGUAGUGUGUCAUUAACAAAUUAUACAUCAUCAUCUGGUUUUGUUGCUUGUGAUUUUAAUAAUAUUAAAAAUGAUAAUUUACGUAAAUCAAGUAGUUGUGAUUUUAAAGAAGUUAAAAAAACAAAUUUUCCAUAUGCAUUUUUACGAUCAAAGUUAUCUGUUUUACCAGAAGAACAAUGUAAAAGAGAUUGUAAAGAAGAUAGAUUAUUUAAAACAACAUCUGAAGAAAAUUUUCAAAUUUUAAAAAUUGAAGAAUUAUAUGAUGGUACAACGACACUUGGUAGAAAACGUAAUAAUGAACAAAAAAAUAAAUUAAAUAUAAAAUAUUGUAGAAAUUCAUAUGCUGAAUAUCGUUGUGUUGAUGAUGAUAUAAAAAAUAAAAUUUAUGAACCAGAUAGUUAUAGUCUUAAUCCAAGUGAUUUAAAUAAUGAUGUUAAAAAAAAUAAUAUAUCUGAUGAAAUAAAUUACAGUAAAUUUAUAAAAAAUUCAAGAUGUAAUAAUAAACCACCAACAUUAGUUGAAUCAAAUCAUGAAACCUCAGAUUAUAAUUUAGUUAAUGAUUACAGAUUAUCUGACACAUUUUCACUAAGUACAGAGCUUGAUGUUAUUGCAACAUUAAGAAAUCAACGUCGUAAUUCAGUACCAUGUUCUGAACAAAGACUUUCAUCACAUUAUGUUAGCUCAAAUGAAUCUGGUUAUGAUAGUGAUGGUCCUGGUCGUGGUGAAUCAACAGUUAAUUAUGAAAAUGAAAUUUCUAAUAAUAAAUUUACAGAUAGUUCAGAUACAAGUAGUGUAAUUGAUUCAGAAAUUGAAAAACCAAUUAGAAGUUCAACACCAAGAGGUUGUCGUAAUAAUUCAUUGGAUAAUUUGAGUAUUAAAAGUAUUAAAUCACCAACACAAGCUACAUCUGAUAUUGGUGAUGGAAUUAAUGGUCUUCGAUGGCAUCAAAGUUCAUCUGGUAGAAUGUUACCAAGUAUACAUCAAGGAUCAAUUGAUACCCUACAGUGUAGUAAAAACGUACCACAAAUUUGUGUAAUUGCACCACAUAGAAUUAGACUUCAACAAGAUAAAAAAAAAUUUCUCAGUGAUAUUAUUCAACCACCAAAUGAUGUCAAACGAUCUCGUGUUAUUUGUCUACAAAAACAGCAUCCAAAUGAAAGUCUAGGUAUUAGAUUGGCACAACAAAAUUUGAAGGAACAAAUUAAAUAUAUUAUUGUUCAGCUGGAACCAGAUGGAAUUGCUCACAGAGAUGGAAGGCUAAGACUGGGUGAUGAAAUUGUCGAGGUAGAAGGAAAAGAUUUACAAGCCUUAAAAAGCUUAGAAGAAGUGCAAGAAUUUUUAAAAUCAUUUAAAAUUUUAAAAAUUCAUUUAACAACAGCUUAUGAAGAAAUUUUACCUCAAGGAUUAACUGAAACAACAAUGCUCUCUAAGGAAUAUAAACAUAAAAAUCUUUUAGAUAUUUCACAGCACGAUACAACUCAGCAUGAAUAUAAAAAUAAUAAUGAAAAUGUCAUGUCGGAAGAAAAAAUAUCAAUAAAGAAUAGUGAAAAUUUACAAAUUAAAAAAAGACCAAAUUAUCUGUCACUUUCUUGUACAGUAAAAAAUCGUAAAGAAUCGAUUGACUCAAUGGGAGAUACUGGUGAUCAAUAUAUAACAGAACAUGUUGCAAAAUUUGAAAAAGGAAAUGGUAAACCAAGUCUUGGAUUUAGCGUUGUAGGUGGCCGUGACAGUCCUCGUGGUGAAAUGGGAAUUUUUGUUAGACGAAUAUUUCCUGGUGGACAAGCUGAUGCAUCAAAAGCCCUAUUGCAAGGUGAUGAAAUUCUCAGUCUCAAUGGUAAACAACUCAGAGGGUGUACACAUCAAGAAGUCAUUGAGCUUUUUAAAGCUGUCAGAGAAGGAGUUGUUGUAUUAAAUUUCAUCAGGAGGCACAAGUAUCCAAAGACUCCAUUGAAAUCAGCGCCUUACUGAGAAAUUUCUUCACUCUACAAAAUCACCCACCGAUUGUCAGGCAUACUGAUAAUUUUUAGAUUCUAGUCUCGCUUUAAAAAAAAAACUUUAUAUUUAAUUUAUUUUACAAUUUAGACAAAACAAAAUAUUUUAAUGUCUUAAUUUUAUUCAAUUUUUUCUAAACAUUUUUAUAAAAAAAUAAAUAAUAAAUAUUGUUAAAUUGUUGAAAUUGUUUUAAUUAAAAAAAAAAAAGCUGAUAAUAAUAAAUAAAAUAUGAUAAUUUUUAAAAAAUUUUAAUACACCAGUUAUAUAUUAUUGUUAAAUAAUUGUAAAUAUAUAUAAUGUAUAUAUUUAUUAAUUGAUUUAUCGU